CUAAACAACGUGGCAGUUCGACCCGCAAUUAACACGUGUAUCUGCGGAAACGAAAUGUACAGGAAGAGUAUAACAUUUUUCACACAAGCAAAUGUCAACGAGUACCACAUGGUGAAACAGCAUUUAGUUAAAGCAUAUGAAAGCUAUGAUGGAUUCGGUCAAAUCAGAGGAAGCUAGGGGUGAGAAAGUCCCUAUUCUCGGAAAGAAGGAUUCGGGAUGUUGUUCUACAGGAAUCCCGGCGAGGUACGCCAUGACAUGGUGGAGUUUCCUCGGUAUUUUCAACGUGUAUACCAUGCGGGUGAACUUAAGUGUCGCCAUGGUUGCCAUGGUGAGAAAGACAUUCCAUCCUGACCUUCCAUCAGAAGGAGGGCUAGAAGUCGCCUGCCCCAACCUUCUCGAGUCACGACAAAGUGUAAACUAUUCCAGUGUAAUACUAUCGUCUACUUCCACUUAUGGUGAAUUCGACUGGGAUUCUGACACUCAAGGACUGAUUUUGGGCUCCUUUUUCUACGGUAACAUAAUUACGCAAAUACCUGGAGGAAUGGCUGCUGAGAAAUGGGGAGCAAAGUGGUUGUUCGGAAUAGGGGUUCUCGUCACUGCCAUCUUCACUCUGCUCACUCCUUUGGCAGCUCGAUGGAAUGUCUACGCCCUCAUAGCCGCGAGAAUCAUGGAGGGGCUUGGAGAGGGGGUUACAUAUCCAGCCAUGAAUGCCUUCCUAGGUCGCUGGGCUCCCAAAUACGAGCGAAGUCUUCUUUCCAGCUUAGUCUACAGUGGUGGACCUUUAGGGACAGUAGUUGCCCUUUCUCUCUCUGGUUAUCUAAGCUCUUCGAGUUUCUUAGGCGGUUGGCCUUCUGUCUUUUAUGUGUUUGGCGCCCUUGGAUGCGUGUGGUUUGUUUUCUGGAUCAUCUUUGCAUACGAAAGCCCUGAUCAACAUCCUCACAUAUCAAAGGCAGAGCUGAACUACAUUCGAUGUGGACAGGACAGACAGGAAGGUGUGAGAGCACCAGUUCCUUGGAGAUCCAUCUUACUAUCUGGACCUGUAUGGGCUCUGGCCAUCACCCACUUUGGAAACAGCUGGGGCUUUUACACCCUCCUCACGGAGCUCCCUACUUACCUCUCAAACAUCUUGCAUUUUCAUCUGAAAAAGAAUGGAGUUCUUUCUGCUCUUCCUUAUUUGACGAAAGCAGUUUUCGCAGUCCUCGCUAGCAUAGCAGCUGACAAAUUGAGAGCCAAGUCCAAUCUGCGCAUCACCACCAUCCGAAGAAUCAUCAAUUCUAUUGCACUCUAUGGUCCCGGCGUAGGUAUACUGGCUGUAGCAUUUGUGGGUUGCAACCCGGUAGUCAUUGUGGUUCUGCUUACCCUCUCUGUGGGUUUCAACGGGUUCAUAUAUUCAGGGUUCAACGUCACCCACGUUGACAUGAGUCCAGAAUUUGCAGGAACUUUGAUGGGAAUUACGAACUGCUUGGCGAACAUGUCUGGCUUUUUGGCGCCUGCUUUUGUGGGAUGGGCUGUCAGAGAUGGACAGACACUGAAAAACUGGGGCAUCGUUUUUGUGACCACAUCUGCCAUAUACUUUUUCACUGGAAGCAUCUUCAACCUCUUUGGAUCCGCUGAACUACAGCCGUGGGGAGCUCCGACCAAAGACUUCGGAUCUGGAAUAGUUGUCCGAAAACCCGAAAAGAAAGAGACUGGAAAAACGAAACGGAGAUCAUACCCAUAGAACAUCUUGGCUGCAUUUUCC
This is a messenger RNA of Uloborus diversus, 1741 nucleotides long. RefSeq names its product putative inorganic phosphate cotransporter. The transcript has 10 exons. Lineage: Eukaryota; Metazoa; Arthropoda; Arachnida; Araneae; Uloboridae. Gene Ontology annotation, biological process: transmembrane transport; monoatomic anion transport. The record is from RefSeq and is a predicted model, not a curated record. Gene Ontology annotation, molecular function: transmembrane transporter activity. The coding region runs from base 137 to 1720 and encodes 527 amino acids.